Molecule: messenger RNA, 894 nt
Organism: Talpa occidentalis (Iberian mole)
Lineage: Eukaryota; Metazoa; Chordata; Mammalia; Eulipotyphla; Talpidae
Product: signal-regulatory protein beta-1-like
Exons: 5
Coding region: 1-894 (297 amino acids)
Biological process (GO): positive regulation of T cell activation; positive regulation of phagocytosis
Cellular component (GO): plasma membrane
Source: RefSeq, a predicted model, not a curated record
AUGGGUGGUGACCAGGACUGGGACAGCAGCCACAAGAGCUGGUUGCCAGCACCUGCUGUGAACCCGCCCAUGCUGGGCACAUCCUCACUCCUCUGCCCCGGUCACGCUUAUUGUUACAAAUGCUCCUUCGCAGCCAAACCCUCUCGCCCUGUGGUAUCGGGACCCGCAGAGGGGGCCACCCCUGGGCAGACGGUGACCUUCACCUGCCAGUCCCACGGCUUCUCCCCCAGAGACAUCAGCCUGAAGUGGUUCAAAAAUAGGAAAGAGCUGCCAGCCCCCCGGUCCAACGUGGACCCUUCAGGAGAGGCCGUUUCCUACAACGUCUCCAGCACAGCCACGGUGCAGCUGGCGUCGGGGGACGUCCGCUCCCAGGUCAUCUGUGAGGUGUCCCACGUCACCCUGCAGGGCGGCAGUCUUCGCGGGACAGCCAACUUGUCUGAGACCAUCCAAGUCCCGCCCACCUUGGAGGUUUCCCAGUAUCCCGCGGCAGGGAACCAGGUGAUUGUCACCUGCCAGGUGAAGGAGUUCUACCCCCGGAACCUACAGCUGACCUGGUUGGAGAACGGAAACGUGUCCCGAACAGAAAAGCACUCAACUCUCCUGGAGAACAAGGAUGGGACCUUCACCUGCACGAGCUGGCUCCUGGUAAACGCUUCUGCCCACAGAGGGAAUGUGGUGCUCACCUGCCAGGUGGAGCAUGACGGGCAGCCUGCGGUCUCCAAAGCCCUCACCCUGGCGGCCUCUGCUCACCAGGACAAGCCAGACACAGAGGUAUCUUCAGGCAAAGAGCAGUGGAUGCCAUUCCUCAUCACUCUCCUCCUGGGCUCCAAGGUGUUGCUACUGGUGGGUGUCUCUGCCUCCUACAUGCACAGGAAGCAGAGGCCUAACUGCUGA